Leptinotarsa decemlineata (Colorado potato beetle) is the source of this 1311-nucleotide messenger RNA. RefSeq lists its product as uncharacterized. NCBI's taxonomy places the organism in Eukaryota, Metazoa, Arthropoda, Insecta, Coleoptera, Chrysomelidae. The record is from RefSeq and is a predicted model, not a curated record.
AAACUAGUGAUUUUGACUGUUGUACCCACUUUUUCAUACAUCUGUCAAAGUUUUCAUUAAAAAAUCCUCAAAAUUUUCGUAUAGUACGUUGAGUUAAAAUGUAUUAUAAGAAAAUCAAAUCGUCAAUUCACUCAUCAUAAUAACUCACGAUGGAAGAACUGAAUCAUUGGGCCACCAUGGUAAAAUGCAGUCUAUGUGGAGAGAUACCAGAAAGUGCACCAUUAUAUCAAUGUCCAUUACAACAUCAAUAUUGUUUCACCUGCAUCAAUGAUUUGAAAAAAAUAUAUAGAGGGUACAUUAAAGGUGGUUCUACGUGUGUAAUUUGUAAAAUAUCUGGUGUAUUCACUCAAAGCAAAAUCAACACAGAUUUCCUGAACAAAAUCAAAGCAAAACCAGGAAUUGGGAGACCGUGCCGAUAUAAUGCAACGCCCAUUUUGAAUAAUUCUUAUAUUUAUUCGAGAACCCAGCAGAAAAAUGGAAUAUGUCAAACAAAUGGAGUGAAUAUAACCGUAGAGGGUUUGUUUCAACUCCCUUCCGAAGAGUUGCGAAAAAUAUUAGGCGAUAGAAGUGAUUUUUCUUACUCGAUGGUAACUAAGGAGUCAACUCAGUUCGACAAGAAUUCGAGACAAAUACAUAAUAGUUACACCCAAACUGUUUCAUCUCAGUCAAGAAUACCAAUCAAAUGUCCACAUAAACCAUGCAAGAAAAUGGUGGCCACCUCAGCGUUCGUUACUCAUUUCAAAUACGAGCAUCCAGAUAUAAUAAAGUAUUAUGUUGAAAGGGGAAAGGAGUUGUGUAUACCGUGUAAUAUGUUUAUGGUUGAACAUAAUGCACAUUUUUGUUUAGCAAUGAUCACCGUUUAUGAAAUAAACAAAAUAGAUGUUAGGAAGUCUAAAAGUUCUCAAAGUGUCAUAAAAACUUGUGGUAGAUUUAGUCAACAGGUUCCUAUCAGUUCAUUUUGGUUAAUGGUAACUGGGUCCAUAGAAAAAAAGCCAAAUUUAUCUUGUGCUCUAUAUUGGUUAUUCAGUACUUCAGAUGAUCGUUAUCAAAGUACUAUUGAACUUUCAUCAAAGUAUGAUUCAAUAUCAUUUUCAACUUUUUGUGGUAUCAACACAUCACAAAAAUUUAAAUUCAGCCAUAUAGCCGAAAACCUCAACUGUUUAAUUAUAAGCAGAGCAUCCAUAUGUGCUCUACUCAAAGAAGGGCCGGAUGUGAAUUUGAGAAUAACUGUACACUGAUUAGAGUAUGUCCGAACAAUAUGUGAAAAUUACUGUUAAGUAUUAUCUUAAUAAAAAUAUCUGUCUAAUACAA